Messenger RNA from Scylla paramamosain (green mud crab), 591 nucleotides. RefSeq names its product transcription factor che-1-like. NCBI's taxonomy places the organism in Eukaryota, Metazoa, Arthropoda, Malacostraca, Decapoda, Portunidae. The coding region runs from base 1 to 591 and encodes 196 amino acids. The transcript is spliced from 4 exons. The record is from RefSeq and is a predicted model, not a curated record.
AUGACUGUACGCAUGAACACAAAAUAUAUUGAAAUUGCUAUUCAAUGGCAGAUUAACAAGAUUUCCCCAUUAUUAACAGGAGAAACACUCUUGAGAACCUGGCUAAUCAUCUCUGUGGCCUCGGAAAAUACUCACGGUUUCCAAGGCCUGCUGCCGCCGCAGGUGAGUGGCGACCUGCUGGUACGACCUCCCCCCCUCGGCCUGCCUCUACUGAUAAAAAACCGUGACCUUAAAUACAGCAAGCCCACGUCACCAAGUCUGAGCUACCCGCACAACACUGAGAUCCCAAAGCAGUUCGCGUGUGAGAAGUGCGGGCGUACGUACGCAUCCACGGGGAACCUCAAGCGACACAAAAAGUACAAGUGUGGUGUGGAACCUCAAUUCUCCUGCCCAAUUUGCAAGAAAAAGAUUCAACACCGCCACACCGUCAAGAUUCACGUCUUCUCCACCCACCGAAACGAGGCGGGUGACAGCGGCCCCACCGACGCCUCGCGGGAUUCCCCUGCCCUCUUCCCGUCCACAGAGGGGCAUCCUACACAGAGUCCUAUUAGCUUACAAGAGAUCCUAUACCCUCCUAAGGACCCCUACUAA